CAGAGGAUGCAGGCGGCGGUGCUGGGCGUCUGGGCCCUGCUGCUGGUGGCCGAGCAGAGCACGCGACUCUGCAGCCCUAUCUACUACUUCACCACCGGCCACUGUCUGUGGGGGUGGCUGGGCCUGGGCCUGCAGCUGCCCGGCCUGCUGGUCCAGGGCCUGAGCUACCUGUGGUUCCGGGAGGACCGAGAUGGACGCAGAGGCUGCGGGCUGCUGCUGCUGCACCUGCUUCAGCUGGGCGUGUGGAAGCGGCACUGGAAUGCGGCAUGGACACUUCUGUGCAAGGGACACAGUGGCCCGGGCCAGCUGCCACCGCUAGAGGGUGCCACCCUGGGGACCCUGCGCCUGCUCGAGGCCCUGCUGCAGUCUACGCCGCACCUGCUGCUGCAGACCUACAUCCUCCUCGCACCGGACCCCGGGGCCAUCAUGCCAGGGGUGAGUGCCCUGUGUGCCUGGCUGUCGCUGUCCUGGACACUGGCCUGCUACACACAGUGCCUGGGUGCCAUGAGGCGGGGCGGACCCCCGGCACCAUGGGUGGCUCUGCUGUGCCAGCUGCUCUGGAGGAUGGGCAUGCUGGCCGCCCGUGUCCUCAGCCUGGUUCUCUUCUGCAGAACUCACCGCCUCUGGGUGCUGGUUGUCACAGGUGCACACUGGCUGGCCAUGACCUUCUGGCUGGUGACGCAGCAGAGCGACGUGGUGGACAGCACCUGCCACUGGAGGCUCUUCAACCUGCUCGUGGGCGCUGUGGGCAUCUUCUGCUACCUGAACUUUUGGGGCGGCCCCUCUGGGCGCCGCGUGGCUGCCUUCUACACGGUGAUGUCACUGGAGAACGUGGCCCUGCUCCUGCUGGCCACCAACCUCCCUCAGUGGCCGCCAUCGGGCAGCUUGUGGCCAGCUGCCAGCGCCUUGCUGGGGACCCUCAUCGGCGGUGUGGCUCUGGUCCUCUACUACAGCCGGCUGCACCCGGAGUCCACGGCCAUCCGGUCACGCUUCCUCAGGCCCCUCUGUGGCCGGGCGGGGGAUGACAGCGCAGAUGGGGGUCCUCCUGGGGGCGACCCGGGUGCCGACCUCAAGGACAGCCAUGAGCCAGCAAGUGUGCAGAAGCCGCUGCCAGCCUCAGACUGCCCCCACGGCUGGGCUGGGAGCUGGGUUACCGGGGUACCCCACGUCCCCCAACACCACUGGUUGCUGUUGAAGCUGGCGCUGAAGACAGGAAACCCGGCCCGGCUCAGGGCGGUGCUCGGAGGCCAUCAUGCUGGCGGCUGCUGUCCUGCCACGUGGGACAAAAGCCGACUCUCCCCCCAGAAGAGGACACCCCUGUCUCCCCAGAAAGCACCCCCAUCCUCACCCCCAGAGGUGGUGGCAGAGAGAGCAGCGGGCAGCCCACCGGAAGCCUCAAGUUAUGUCUCCUUUGUCAGCGAUGAUGAUCAGUACAAAGACUCCACCUCGAGGCUUGAAGACAGUCCCUGUGGGGGCAGGGGGCCCCCCCGGAGCCCCACGCUCUACUUCAGUGCCACAACUGACGGGACCACGGCUGGAGGGACCAUGGCUGGAGGGACCAUGGCUGGAGAGACCACGGCUAUUGGGGACACGGCUGGCGGGACCACGGCUGAUGGGGCCACGACUGUCGGGACCAUGGCUGAUGGGACCACGGCUGCCAGCACGGUGGCCCUUUGCCCACUGCGGGAAGCGGAAGCCAAGUGCGGGUCACUUCCCGAGAGAGAGCGGGGUCAGCUGAGCCCGGCCAGCAGGAACCCCUUCCUCCUGCCCGCCUGCAGCGGCGUGGAAAAGUACUCGCAGGGCCCAAGGUACUUUGUCCCCCCGAAACUCCAUCUCCUCUCAAAGUCCCCUCGCAGGUCCACCCAGCUGAGGUGA
Molecule: messenger RNA, 1875 nt
Organism: Sorex fumeus (smoky shrew)
Lineage: Eukaryota; Metazoa; Chordata; Mammalia; Eulipotyphla; Soricidae
Gene: XKR5
Product: XK related 5
Exons: 9
Coding region: 7-1875 (622 amino acids)
Biological process (GO): phosphatidylserine exposure on apoptotic cell surface; apoptotic process involved in development; engulfment of apoptotic cell
Cellular component (GO): plasma membrane
Source: RefSeq, a predicted model, not a curated record